GAGAGAGAGAGGGAGUGGGGAAAAGCAGCAGCGAGCGUGAAAGAGCUCGCUCUGUACCGCAAUCCACUACACUGGCACUAGCGCGACAACCUCCGCCCCUGCAGCUGCUGCUGGACUCGGGGAGCUGGCAAGAUAUGAAUCCUCCCGUGGCUCAGAUCGUCUCUAUCUUCGUCUGCGAGCCGUGAGCCGAGCGAGCCUCUGAGAGAGAGAGAGAGAGAGAGAGAGCUGCUGCUGCUGCUGCCUGCCGUCGCGCCUGUUUCGCAUCACCUUCUUCCUUCCUUGCUGCACUGCCUGCACUGCCCGCACCGCACCCCCGCGCAUUUGAUACUACUUAUUGCGCAGCAAGUGCGCGCCAACUUCCGUCGAUCACAUCUUUUGCCACCGCAAGCUUCCUUCCUUCCGUCUGUCUCUAAAGUUUCCUCUCUCUCCAAGAUCCUGCGAGAGACACAGAGAGUGAGGGCGAUAGCGAGAAAGCGCGCGCCUAUGCCUUGCCUGCCUGCCUGCCUGGCUCUGUCUGUUGUCCGUCUUGGGAGCAGUUGCUUGCUUGGGAGUCGGGGCUUCGUUAGUGUGAGCUGCUGCGCCGACACACGCACUUCUCGCGAACAUUAGCCCGCAGAGAUCAUCUCGGGGAAGCCAGUGUCGAAGCUCGGGCUCUCGUUCGUCCGCGCUCCGAUACCUGAGGAAGUGGCGCUCGUGCUCUCCUGGACAGUGUGCUUCAUGUGCGAGCCGAGGGUUUACUAGUUCGUGGAUCGGAUUGACUCGCAGCUUGAUGCGAGCUUCGUAGCUUCUCUUGGAAGAGUCCUGUGCCCGUCGGGUCGAAGCUCUUGCGCUCUGGCUCUUCCGCAGAGAGUCUCGCUAUAUUCGCAGGAAUGUGCCUCGUAAAACUGUCGCACUUGCUCUCCAGAGUGCACUCACAACAACAUCUCUGAUUCACGAUCUCUCGUGCGAUUUGCGGACUCUUUCAUCCCUGCACUGCUUACGUUGUACACGAGGGAAGGCGUUUUUGUUCUGGCUUCGAUAUCCUGACUUCCGUGCGGUGCUCCAUGGCUUACGAGGUGGCCCGGGUUCAUGGGCUGAUCCGGUCCCAUAUUCAGGACGGUGAGAAAGAAGGGCCUGCUGAAGCGUGGCCUCUCCCUUCCUCCGCUCCUCGAUUUAAACACCAGAUGCCAAGACUCUCUCCCGAUACUCCCUUCCUUCACGACUUCCCCUUGGAGCUGAACCAGUGGUCGGAAUCGUCACACAGUUCUUCUCUAGGUUCGUCGACUGAGACAGAAACAGAAAGCGAUGAGGAGGAUGAUUUUAUAGCGGGUUUAGCAGAGCAGAUAGCUCAUUCAAUGUUGGACGAAGAGGAAGUAGUAACUGCGACAGAUGUUACGAAGCCCGUGUCGGGAGCAAUGUCCAGUGGAAUACCCGUCUUCCCUAGCGGGGUGAAUGCGACCUCACAGAAGGCCGGAGUUUCUCCGCAGUCGAGCUGGUCCACCAAUAGCUGGUCUGCCAGCUGGUCUGAGUCGGUUUCAAGUUCCAAGCAGUCCUCGGAGGUGUCGUCUCCCCCUUCCACGCCCUCAACCUCGAAAACUGAUGCGUGGGAAUUGCUGAACGAGGCAGCCGGUGAAGUAGGAAGACUGAAGAUCAGCGAGGACAGAAAACCCAACCCGUACCCUGUGAAGCAAAUGAAGCAGACAGCGGGAUCUGUCACCAGCACCCAGAGGCAAUUCGUCCCGCCUCUCCAACCACCGGCUUACAAUUGCUGGAAACAAUCCAACCAGACCGUCCAGCCCUUGCUGAGUUCCCCAGUCUGCAAUGUGGGGUCGCCUCUGGCGACGCCAGUGGUUUCCAAGGAUCGUAUGCCUUCUGGUACACCGGCCAACGUGAACAGAAGUUGGAACCGGCCGAGAGAUGAAGAUCGCAAGGCGGCGAACACCACGCAGGCGCAGCACAGGCUUCCAAGAAAUGAUGGCGCCGGAUGGAACCAACGACAGAACAGGCCCAAUAAUCCCCACAAAGGGGCCCAACAGAAAGCUGGAAGGCAGAACCACAAUCUCGGGGGCCAGCCCCGCAUCGGAGGAAAGGCCAUGGAAUGGAGCAAUGGAGGGCAGCAAUGGGCCGGAGGCCAGGGUGUGAACGGUGGCUCUGGAAUGCGAGCAGUGUUCCUAGGGUCCGCGGGCUCCGGUCGCGAAUCGGGUGGAACUGGAGUGUUCCUCCCACGUUGCAUCGGUGGUGCAUCCGACCACCGGCGCAAGCCAGCUUGCUCUACUGUCCUCCUGCCCUCCAGAAUUGUUCAAGUAUUGAAUCUGAAUGUGGAGGACAUGCGGAGCCAUCCCGCGCCGCUGCCGGCCGCGGCCGUGCACAGUCGCUCAGAGUAUGCCAGAGUACAUCCUCCUCACAUGUACAUGAUGGAGUUGACGUCCGGAGCGCCCAAGCCCGAAGCUGGAGUGCUUCCGACGUAUCCAAGAAAGUUCCAGUCGUCGCAAACUCGUCAGCCGAGUGACUUGUCAGCCGAGUUUAGUCUACCGACGGAGUGGACAUACUGAUCUCCUACGGGGUGCGGACCGUGUUAUCGUUUCCAGCGUAGGAGGAUUCACAAUUUUGAGCGAACGCCGUGACUGUCGAUGCACCUAUUUUGUUCAAAACGCAGCAAUGGGUAGAUAUUGGGCAAAGUAGAGUUGUUGCACUGAACCUGGCAUGGGUGCAUUCUCCCAUGACACGAGUGGACGAAGGAAGGCCCGGCAAGGGGCCUUCGAGUGAAGGCUGUACAUUAGUCCUGCAGAAGUGUUGAAGGUACGUUUGAUUGUCAUCACGGCCCUGACCGCCAGGGAGGGAAAGGAAAGGAAGGAAGGAAGGAAGGAAGGAGAGGAGAGUAGAGGAGGAGCCCAGUCUGUAAAUUAUUUGAUUGUGGUAAGCUCGCGGCGUGGAGCGUAGUUGGCUCCACGAAGCGUCAGAGCUACUUAGAUAGUAUCCAACGAAUGUCCCUUGUCAAGGGAAUGAGGAGCGCAAUAAUUUGGACAUGUUUUGAGUAGUGUAUCCCUAGAGAAACUCUCCAGCAAGGAGAGAGCUACUUGCUACAGCGAUAUCAGGCUACUGGAAACUGCAAACUGUAAUAACGCAAAGGAUCCCAGCAGAGAUUUUGCUGCACAUCCUGCCAAUGAUCUUUGACAUAUGUAAGCACCAAUAAGUGGAGCCUGUUUGUGGCACUCUGAACAAAAGCGUCUAGGGUUUCCUGGACCAUUCGCACAU
Marchantia polymorpha subsp. ruderalis is the source of this 3234-nucleotide messenger RNA. NCBI's taxonomy places the organism in Eukaryota, Viridiplantae, Streptophyta, Marchantiopsida, Marchantiales, Marchantiaceae. The record is from the annotation of a GenBank genome assembly.